Molecule: messenger RNA, 1198 nt
Organism: Anopheles funestus (African malaria mosquito)
Lineage: Eukaryota; Metazoa; Arthropoda; Insecta; Diptera; Culicidae
Product: abasic site processing protein HMCES
Exons: 2
Coding region: 129-1136 (335 amino acids)
Biological process (GO): DNA damage response
Molecular function (GO): single-stranded DNA binding
Source: RefSeq, a predicted model, not a curated record
GCGGUUGUCAUUUGCUGUGUUUUGUUAACGGCGCAAUUAAAGAGCAUCAACAAACGCAAAACCGAAGCAUAAAUUUCUUGAUUAUUUCGUGGCAUUGGGGGAAAUAUAUACCUAUAUGAUUCAAUAUCAUGUGUGGCCGCACGUGUCUGACACUGGAACCCAAAGAUCUGGAAAGCUGUUGCAAGUACACCAAAAAAGGGCAGAGUAAACCAAAACAGCCGCGGUUUCGAAAUGAGUUCAAUUGUGGGAAAAAGUACGUGCCUUCGUUUAAUGUGGCACCCACAGACGUAACUCCAGUGCUCGUUGCCGCACUUCAUUUCGAUGAUUCGGCGGAUCCGGGCGAUCGGCUGCUUGUACCAAUGAUGUGGGGCAUGGUACCACGCUGGCACAAGGGUGACUUUCGGAAGCACGGUCUUACCACAAACAACUGUCGCUUGGAAGGGUUAGCAUUCUCUAAACUGUACGGGCCACCUCUUGCUGCUGGCCAGCGGUGCGUUAUCCUUUGCGAAGGGUUUUACGAGUGGCAAACGGUGAAACCGAUGAAGCCAUCCGAACGGCCUGCAUUCUUCGUGCACAUGCCGCAGGAGGAAAAGAUAAAGAUGGAAGAUAAAUCUACCUGGCAGUUGGAUAAUGGUGGCCAACUACAACUGCUUCGCAUUGCUGGACUGUUCGAUGUGUGGAACGAUGAUAAUGGAGACAAAUUGUACAGCUACACGGUGAUCACAUUUGAAACCGAAGGUCAAUUUGCGAGCAUACAUCACCGAUCACCGGCCAUUCUCGAGACGGACGAGCAGGUGGCGGACUGGUUGGAUUUCAAGCGUGUACCGGCAAACCGGGCACUCAAUCUAUUGCAACCCAGCAAAUCGAUGAAAUGGUAUCGCGUGUCGAACAUGGUAAAUAACUCGCGCAACAAAUCCGACCAGUGUAACAAGCCGCUGACGGAAGGAAAAUCGUUGGAUGGAAGCGGAAAAUCACCCGUAGUUCCGAAAAGCAAAAUGAUGCAAUCCUGGUUAAUAGUUAAAAAGAGAAAAAAUGAUGAAACCGAUCAAAAUCAUUCCGUAGAAGAUACAGUGAAGAAGGAGCUGGAAACGGAACCAUUGCAUAAGAAACCGAAGCCAGACCCGGAUACUUCUUGAGCUAAGUGUUAAGGGAUAAGAUUUCUUUUCCAUUUUUGUGUAACAAAUAAAACUUUUAAGCA